Cuscuta campestris is the source of this 710-nucleotide messenger RNA. The record is from the annotation of a GenBank genome assembly. NCBI's taxonomy places the organism in Eukaryota, Viridiplantae, Streptophyta, Magnoliopsida, Solanales, Convolvulaceae.
GUCGUCGUCAUUGCACGCACACCAGCGUAAGUCAUCUGUGAAUCAGGAGAGGAAAGGGAAGAGAGACAAAGAUGAAUGGACCGAUUCGCCAAGACUGGGAGCCAGUAGUUAUCCGCAAGAAGGCGCCAACAGCCGCUGCUAGCAAGGAUAAAAAUGCCGUCAACCUUGCCCGUCGCGUUGGCGCCGAGGUCGAAACCGUAAAAAAGUCUACUGCUGGUACAAACAAGGCUGCCUCAAGUAGCACAACUCUGAACACAAGGAAGCUUGAUGAAGAAACAGAGAAUCUGACUCUUCCAAGGGUUCCUUCUGAGCUGAAGACUGCUAUUAUUCAAGCUCGGAAUGCCAAGAAAUUGAACCAAGCUCAGCUUUCUCAACUUAUAAAUGAGAAAGUGCAAGUUAUUCAGGAGUAUGAGUCUGGAAAGGCAAUUCCAAAUCAGCAAAUAAUUAUGAAACUGGAGAGGGCUCUUGGUGUCACGCUUAGAGGGGGAAAAAACACGAGUAAGAAAUAAAUGGUUAGGCUUGGUGAUAAGCCUUAUGGUUUGAUUGUGUCCAAGUCCGUAAUACUUGUGUUUAUACAUGACCAUCGUCCUUCCGUCUCGUGUUUAACUAUUUUGGAAUUUGCGACUUUAAGGACAAAAUGUGCUGUGUAAUUUGAAUCUUUUUCUUUUCACAAUAAAUCUCAGGAGUUGAAAUGAAUAUGUAACUAAUGU